Amphimedon queenslandica is the source of this 931-nucleotide messenger RNA. RefSeq names its product methyltransferase-like protein 8. The record is from RefSeq and is a predicted model, not a curated record. The transcript is spliced from 7 exons. Bases 15 to 761 code for a protein of 248 amino acids. NCBI's taxonomy places the organism in Eukaryota, Metazoa, Porifera, Demospongiae, Haplosclerida, Niphatidae.
UACUUUUAUUUAUUAUGGUAGCACGAGCCACACCCGUGGCCUGCAUGGGGAAAUGGGCGUUCACCUCAAUUAAUGAGGAGCGUGGUGAUGACCACGUGACGUCAUGCUUUUUGGAGAGCUUUUUAUGGACUAGAGUGGUUGCUCUUCUCUUGGCUAAGAAUACUAGGAAUAUGGCAGAGGGAGGUAGAAAAGAAGAAGAAAUAAAUCCUUUGUUUGGGGAAAGAUGUUUGGAUGACCCAGAGGAAGUGUUUCAGCACAAUUCAUGGGAUCAUAUAGAAUGGGACAAGGAUCAAUUGAGACAAGCUGAAGAAACCAUUAAAGUGAACUUUUCACAAAAACUCAGUGACGAAGAACAAAGUUUGAUGCUGAGCUAUUUGAGGGUUGUACAGGCUCUGAGCUUGCGGAUUUCAGUCGUGAAGAUAUAUUUAAUUUGUGUGGCCCUGUUCAUGGAGUCAGACUGUACAAUUCACUUAAUAAAGGAGUACCUUCCUAUUUUGGUGGAAAAACCCACAUGCGACUUCCUAAAAACAUGGAUCGCUAGAGGGCUUUCAAUACCUCCGUCAAGAAUCACUGCACUUCUUGUAGAGGACAGAUAUGGAAAACUGGUUCCCAUGGAUAAUCUCUCCUUAAAAGGUAUUAACAAGAGGAUUUAUUUUGAUAUUAAACAAGAAGUGGAUGAAAAAGGCUCAAUGAGGAUAACACUGAAAGAAUCGCCUACUAAAGAUGAAAACGGCAAGAGAGGCCAACACUCUAAAUCAUAGGAACACCAUUUUAUUAUUUGUUAUUAUUAUUCUUUAAUUUGAAUUGACAUCAAAAAAUUCUUCUGUGAUUUCUUGUUUUUAUUAGUCGUUUAUUAGUUUUUAGUAUGCUUAGAUAUUGAUUUGAAAUGAUUUCUGAUUUUUUAAGGCCAAUGGCACAUUUUCAUAAUGAA